Messenger RNA from Aureobasidium musti, 927 nucleotides. The record is from the annotation of a GenBank genome assembly. Lineage: Eukaryota; Fungi; Ascomycota; Dothideomycetes; Dothideales; Saccotheciaceae.
AUGGAAAAGGUGCAGCGCAUUGGAGCCCAGGCGAUAAUACUCUCGUUUAAGGCUACAGCCCUUACAGUGGCUCAAGCCGAAGCGGGCAUCGAAACCACAGUCGACCGGCUACAAAGGAAGGUUGCUAACCAUUUGGUUAGGAGCCUUACAGUACCAAACACAAAUCCUUUAUUCGACUGCCUAACUAGGCUAUUCACCCAAGGCAAGAGCUUCCCGUCUCCGCUAGCUAUCACCGCGCGGAAGUUUGGCCCGGAUCUAGGCCUGACGGCCGAAAGCCUAAUGGAGACCGUAGAGCCAGUGCUUCAAGAACCGUGGACAGAGGGCGUCCCGGGAUGCCUAGUUAAGGGACUAGAAGACGAGGCGGAUGUAGUCAUUCGACGACUACGAUCGAAAGCAGGCAGGGAAGAGAGAUGCACAUUCUAUACUGACGCAGCACGGAAGAGCGGCGAGAGUGGCAUUGCAGUAGUGCAAGGGAACACUGGAAAGACUAUCACCCAAAAGCGACUUCCUAGAUGGGCAGCAGGCGACUCGACGGUUGCAGAACUUAUAGCCAUCGAGGCAGCGCUAGCAUAUCAAACAAGGAGAAGGCCACGCCCGAUAAAGACGAUCAUCGCGACAGAUAGCAAGCAAGCUAUCCGACAUAUCACGGAGGGGGCAAGCCCACACGGACAAUACGUGGUACGAUACAUCCGUAAGCACAUCGAUGCUCUUCAGGCCCGGGAAGGGGCAAUGGUCACCUUACAGUGGGUACCGGCCCAUAAGGGGUGGUACGGCAACGAGUGGGCAGACAAGAAGGCGAAAAAGGCACUAGAGGAGGGACGGGGAGAGGGGGAAGGCCCUGCUACGCAACCCGCAGGUCCUACUAACCCCCUAGCCUCUUUGGAUCUUUGGACAUCUACGGACCCCCAACACCUACUAACCCCCUAA